UCGGCUGUUUACUUUUUGCAGCUGUUAUUAAAACGAAUGUCGUUUCUUGGUUUGCGUCGAUGUGAUUAGGUUUUUGUUGCCCUUUACGUUUCUCCGAUGCGUACUUUAUGUUGAUCGCGCAAAGUUGGAAUCAGUGCAUUUUACGUUCGCAUUUAGUUUAGUUUUCGUGAUAUACAGAGAGCAGCACGAUGGAGCUACCUCCGUUGUCGAUCGAAGCCAAACGGUUGUUGGUGCUGAAAACGAUCAUACACGACCCGGCGGCAGCCGACGUACGGCUUUCGCUGUUCGUUUCGGCUGCCCGGUCCUUCCGGUACGACUCCUGUCUACAGCCAUUUCCGCCCGAUUUCCUCCGAAACAAUGAGAAAUGCAUUGAUCAGCUGUGUCAAGUGCUUGACACUGUUCCAUCGGUAGCGGAUCUUCCAGCAGGGCUCAACACGCUCGACGAACCAACGGUUGGACUGUUGCACUGGAUCCUCUGUCGGCAGGCCCGGCCUGCACUGCGAACCAUACCGAAAGCUCAGCACGAAGAAGUGCUCAGCAAAUGUCCUUGCUACGCGAAAUAUGCCAUGCCCAACCAUAUCUUCGAGGUGCUGUACCGGGAAAACAAUUCCAGCGAGCGAGCAUUUCAGGACCAUGCGAAAGAAUUCCGAACGCGACACGCAUUUCAUGGCAGUAGACUGUUCAACUUCCACUCCAUACUGCACUACGGCUUGCAGCAGCACCUCAACAAGGUGUCCCUGUUCGGCGAGGGCAUCUAUCUGUCCGCGGAAUUGCAGGUGAGCCAAAUGUUCUCUCCAAACGGGUCCGGUUGGAACAAAUCCUCCCUGGGGACACAUCUGGCCUGCAUUGCACUGUGUGAAUACGUCGACAAUCCGAAUUAUGUUAAAAGCCAAGAAGAAACAUCAACAUCGCCUGACGAUGGACGGAUACCAGCGACAGGCGCUUCCGACGGUCCAUCAAUCAUGACUGCCUCGCUGACCGGCAACGGAAGCAUCCCGGAACGUUACAUUCUAGUUAAAAACAACGAACUGGUGCAAGUACGCUAUUUGCUACUGUACGGAACCACCAAAGAUAACAACACCACUGCCGUACCGGGUGGACCACAGUCGACUGCCGACGCCUUGUAUGCCCUACCGGCCAGACAGCCCUCGUACCAGAUGCGCCAUCCACCGAGUCGAUUCAUUCAGUGGAUCGCCAACAACAAAGGUUUCGUGCUGAUCGGAGGAUACGUCGGGCUGCUGCUGACCGUCGGGUUUAUCAACAGCCGGAAUGCACAUUUCGUGAAGGAGAUGUUUCUGCAGAAGCUAAACCAUGUCUACAAUGCGGUGCUAGGCUAUCGUGGCAAAGAGUAGCAGAAGCUCCCACGGCGGAUGAUGGCUGCUUUAGAGAACUGCCCAGUGUUUGCCUUCAACAAGGAGAGUCUCCACGAUCGGAUCCCAACUACGUUGUAUUUACGCGAGUGAAUGUGUGUUCUCUUCUUGUUGCCUAUCUGUGUUAGUUUCUUUAGUUUUCGCAUGUAUGAAUUGUAUGUAAUCGGGGGUGAAAAGGAUUUGGAGUACAGGUGAUACAAAUUAUUAGAUUUCCAUCUCUCCACAAAGAGCGGUCGAAAGGUUCCCGUGGUAGAAGGGAAGCUCAUUUUUUAAAUUGGUAAUAAACGGUGCAUGCCAUUCAACUACGGGUAAUUCUGUGCUGGAUGGUUGGAAAAU
Molecule: messenger RNA, 1706 nt
Organism: Anopheles stephensi (Asian malaria mosquito)
Lineage: Eukaryota; Metazoa; Arthropoda; Insecta; Diptera; Culicidae
Product: protein mono-ADP-ribosyltransferase PARP16-like
Exons: 3
Coding region: 189-1352 (387 amino acids)
Biological process (GO): endoplasmic reticulum unfolded protein response
Cellular component (GO): endoplasmic reticulum tubular network; membrane; nuclear envelope
Molecular function (GO): protein serine/threonine kinase activator activity; kinase binding; NAD+ poly-ADP-ribosyltransferase activity
Source: RefSeq, a predicted model, not a curated record